UGAUGGGUCCCAUAGCAUUUACAAUCAGCAGCAGAAUCCCAAAACCCUGUCCCGUGUCUCUGUUUUUACCCCUCCUUUCUCUUCUCUCUUGUCUCUUCUUUUUAUGCUGUCCUUAACUAGAUCUUGUCCUCUCUCUUAUUAGAGAUCCCAUUGAGAAUUCUACACUGUCUCCUGCCUCCACACUCAUGGCUCCAGAGAAAAACAGUGACGGUUUGGACAACUAUGCAUUUACUGUUGAUGGUGUAGACCAUUUCUGUGAGUUACCGGAGAGUAAAAAUGGAAAUGAUCGUUUCCCAGAGGAGGGAAACAAUAGUAAGCUGGCAUAUUGUGUCACUGAUAUUCCACCAUGGUACCUUUGCAUCUUUUUGGGGAUUCAGCAUUAUCUUACAGCUUUUGGUGGCAUCAUAGCCAUUCCUCUGAUACUGUCUCAGGGCCUCUGUCUACAACAUGACAGCCUCACGCAAAGUCACCUAAUCAGCACUAUUUUCUUCGUGUCUGGGGUGUGCACCUUACUGCAGGUCACUUUUGGAGUGAGGUUACCCAUUCUCCAGGGUGGAACUUUUACACUACUGUCACCCACCAUGGCUUUGCUAUCAAUGCCUGAAUGGACCUGUCCUGCUUGGACACAGAACGCCAGCCUGGUCAACACCUCCUCACCUGAGUUCAUUAAUGUUUGGCAAAGCCGAAUGCAAGCGCUCCAAGGCUCAAUCAUGGUGGGCUCCCUAUUCCAAGUGCUAGUGGGAUUCUCCGGUCUAAUUGGCCUCUUCAUGCGUUUCAUUGGCCCUUUGACCAUUGCACCAACUAUUUCACUAAUCGGCCUAUCACUGUUUGACUCCGCUGGCAUGAACGCAGGACACCACUGGGGCAUCUCUUCCAUGACGACAUGUUUGAUUGUGAUUUUCUCACAGUAUCUUCGCCAUAUUUCCAUCCCCUUCCCCAAAUACAGCAAAGCCAAGAAGUUUCACACCAGCAGGAUUUACAUAUUUCAGAUUCUGCCUGUUCUGCUAGGAAUCACUCUGUCCUGGUUGAUUUGCUACCUUCUGACGAUCUACGAUGUCCUGCCCUCAGACCCUGAUAAAUAUGGCUAUCUAGCUCGGACUGACAUUAAAGGAGAUGUUAUGGGCAGGGCGCCAUGGUUCAGAUUUCCUUAUCCGGGUCAGUGGGGAGUGCCAACUGUUAGUCUGGCAGGAGUUUUUGGAAUCCUGGCAGGGGUUAUAUCCUCCAUGAUUGAGUCAUUGGGGGAUUAUCAUGCAUGUGCCAGAUUAUCUGGCGCCCCACCACCUCCCAGACAUGCCAUCAACAGAGGCAUUGCCAUUGAAGGCAUCGGGUGUCUGGUGGCAGGUGCCUGGGGAACAGGCAAUGGAACCACCUCCUACAGUGAAAACGUAGGAGCCUUGGGUAUCACUAAGGUUGGCAGUCGCAUGGUGAUUGUGUGCAGUGGCUUUGUAAUGAUUAUAAUGGGAAUGUUUGGAAAGAUUGGAGCCAUAUUUACUACAAUACCAACACCUGUUAUCGGAGGAAUGUUUCUAGUUAUUUUCGGGGUCAUUACGGCUGCUGGUGUUUCAAAUCUACAGUAUACAGACAUGAACUCUUCGCGCAACAUCUUCGUCUUUGGAUUCUCUAUGUUCACUGGGCUUGCUAUUCCCAACUGGAUAAUGAAAAACCCCUCAUCCAUAGCAACAGGAGUUGUUGAACUGGACCAUGUACUUCAAGUGCUUCUGACAACCAGUAUGUUUGUUGGAGGAACCUUUGGAUUUCUCCUUGAUAACACAAUACCCGGAACAAAACGUGAACGAGGUAUUAUUGCAUGGAACAAGGCCCACCAAAAUGAAUCAGACAACACCUUAGAAAGUGAUGACGUGUACGGGCUGCCCUUUGGAAUUAGUAGUUGCAUCUCCUCCUUCACAUGGUCCAAAUAUGUGCCCUUCUGUCCUUCACACAAAGUCAGCAGACAGGACGACACACCAACCAGUUUGGAUUCUUUAGACACCAAAUCAGAGCCUAACAAAGAUGAUACACACAUUAUAGCAGGGGUGGCACUAUAGUCUGAGAUGAGAUUUCAAUUUUGAAAUAAGUUAAAAAAGGCUCUUAAUUCUGUGACUCUUAAGGUACGGACUGAACUGAGAAGGCAGCUACUGCAUGUACUUAAUUCUGAGGCACUGUUCAAAUAUAUCUCUCUAUUUUCAUCUAGCCCUAUAUGAAUCACCUGUCAACAUACUGUAUGUCAAUGUGAAUGAUUUUACUUCAGUUUUUAUUUUCAUCACUACUUCUUUUCACUUUAAAUAAUAUGUCUGAUAUGUAACCCAUCAUCUCAACUUUUUAUAAACAAUAAAUUAUUAUUCGUCA
Messenger RNA from Carassius carassius (crucian carp), 2346 nucleotides. It is a transcript of the gene slc23a4, whose product is annotated as solute carrier family 23 member 4. Gene Ontology annotation, biological process: transmembrane transport. NCBI's taxonomy places the organism in Eukaryota, Metazoa, Chordata, Actinopteri, Cypriniformes, Cyprinidae. Gene Ontology annotation, molecular function: transmembrane transporter activity. The coding region runs from base 186 to 2045 and encodes 619 amino acids. Gene Ontology annotation, cellular component: membrane. The transcript has 12 exons. The record is from RefSeq and is a predicted model, not a curated record.